GAUAUUUUAUCUAGAUUAUGUAUAAAGAUUUUUUCAAUUCACCCUUUUGUUUAUCAAAUAUCAAAAAAAGCUUAAUAAAUAACUCAUUUAAUGAGAAAAUAUUUUCAACUUUCUUUCGUACCAAAACAAAGACACCUUAAGACAAUAAUUAGUUCGUAAGAUAGGAUCUAAAGAUGGACAGAUGAUACACCGUACUUCUCUGUUUGUGUAAGUUUUUGCUUGUUAACCGCCCUCGCAAUCGGCCAAAAAAAUACAACCAUGCAAAAACUAACUUUACUUGUUGUAGCAGUAAGAACAAUAUUGUUUCUACAUUUCACCUUCCUAUUACCAACAUCUAGCACCAUUUCCCCUUUUCCCCUACCUUUCAAAUUUCCCCUCUUGACAUAUUUUUAUUUCUUUCUUUGAGUAGUACCACACAAUAAUUUUCUAGCAAAUUCAGUAAUCAGGUUCCCAAAUUCAAUUUUCUUUUUUUUUCUUUUGUAACUGUGGAAGAUGAAAACAGGGGUAUCAAGAAGUUGGAUAUUGGUGGACAAUAAGGGGCAGACUAGUAUAUUGGAUUUAGAUAAGUAUGCUAUUAUGAAAAGAGUUUCAAUACAUGCUAGAGAUCUUCGUAUUCUUGAUCCUUUGCUUUCUUAUCCUUCUGCUAUACUUGGCAGAGAAAAGGCUAUUGUGCUCAAUUUGGAGCAUAUCAAAGCAAUUAUUACUACAGAAGAGGUAUUGCUUCGUGACCCACUGGAUGAUAAUGUUCUUCCUGUUGUUGAAGAACUUCAAAGAAGAUUGCCACUGCCUGCUAUUGGCUUAGGAGAAGGUGAAGAUGAUGACCAUCCUGUUGUUAAUGGGACACAAAAUGAAAUGCAAACUGAUGAACCAAUUGAGUUUCCAUUUGAAUUUCGAGCUUUAGAAGUAGCACUAGAAGGAGUAUGCAGUUAUCUUGACACUCAGACACGAGAACUGGAGACGGCUGCUUACCCUGCUUUAGAUGAGCUCACCUCCAAGAUUAGUAGUCGUAACCUGGAUAGAGUGCGCAAAUUGAAGAGUGCAAUGACUAGGUUGACCAGUCGGGUUCAGAAAGUCAGGGAUGAUCUUGAACAACUUCUUGAAGAUGACGAUGACAUGGCUGACCUUUACCUCUCAAGAAAAUUAUCUGCCAGAGUUUCAUCCCCCCUGAGUGGCCAGGUGGCACCUUACUGGUCCCCUGAUUCUUCAACAGUAGGCUCAAAGUUAUUAUCCAGAGCAAGCAGGAUCAGUGGUAUAACUCAUGAGGAGACUGAUGUUGAGGAGCUUGAGAUGUUGCUUGAGGCUUACUUUGUGCAAAUUGAAAGCACGAUGAACAAAUUGACCACGUUGCGCGAAUAUAUUGAUGACACCGAGGAUUACAUCAAUAUUCAGCUGGACAAUCAUCGAAAUCAGCUGAUCCAGUUGGAGCUGUUCCUGAGUUCUGGUACAGUUUGUUUGACUGUGUACUCCUUGGUGGCUGCAAUUUUUGGAAUGAAUAUUCCACAUCCAUGGAAGAAUGACCAUGGUUACCUUUUUAAAUGGGUUGUCAUGCUUGCUGGAAUUGCUUCUGCAUCCGUUUUCCUAUCAAUAAUUACAUAUGCUCGGCACAAGGGUCUCGUUGGAUCUUAAUUACUCCUCUUUAUCUCGGUAUUAUAAUGAUACACCCUACACAUCAUGUUCAAAUUUAAUUUCUUGAUUGCAACUUCGAGGAAGAGGCGGAAACAAGAUUGGAGAGGCGAAAACAGGAUUGGAGAGGAGAGGAUCAAAAAAUGCAAAAUGCCACGAAAAGAACUUAAUGACGCAAGACAUUUUUGAACCCUUUUUUUCAAUGUUUGCUAGAAGUUUUUAGUGUGUUGAUGAAUUGAACAAUCACUAUAUAUAAGACAAAAGUAGAAUCUCACCUAUGGACAAGUGUAAUUUUCUGAUAAGCAGAUCGAAUUGACCA
Molecule: messenger RNA, 1942 nt
Organism: Capsicum annuum
Lineage: Eukaryota; Viridiplantae; Streptophyta; Magnoliopsida; Solanales; Solanaceae
Product: magnesium transporter MRS2-I
Exons: 11
Coding region: 493-1626 (377 amino acids)
Biological process (GO): transmembrane transport; magnesium ion transport
Cellular component (GO): membrane
Molecular function (GO): magnesium ion transmembrane transporter activity
Source: RefSeq, a predicted model, not a curated record